UCAUCAGUGACAUACCAACCCAGAUGACGGACCAUGCUGCGCGCCCAGCAGCCCAGCACAUAAAUGUCUUGGUAGUUGUACUCAAGCUCCCUCGCAAUUCCGACAAAGGCCUUCACAUUAUCCGCUGCAUGUGUAAAAGAUCGUGCUGUGUAGCGGUGUCAGCUGUUGCCAUUAAAGUACGAGAUCCUUCUUUGUAGCUGACAGAAGAAGUCUACUACUAGGCACAGAAUCCAUGGAUUUCGAGACAGGUGGUCGGUCCAGAUAAUUAGCUCCACCGCCCACGACCAUGAGUCCUCUGAUACGAUGGUACGUGGAAUGCA
This is a messenger RNA of Baudoinia panamericana UAMH 10762, 320 nucleotides long. RefSeq lists its product as uncharacterized. The record is from RefSeq and is a predicted model, not a curated record. Bases 24 to 197 code for a protein of 57 amino acids. The transcript has a single exon. Lineage: Eukaryota; Fungi; Ascomycota; Dothideomycetes; Mycosphaerellales; Teratosphaeriaceae.